Anguilla anguilla (European eel) is the source of this 2657-nucleotide messenger RNA. It is a transcript of the gene timd4, whose product is annotated as T cell immunoglobulin and mucin domain containing 4. The transcript has 7 exons. NCBI's taxonomy places the organism in Eukaryota, Metazoa, Chordata, Actinopteri, Anguilliformes, Anguillidae. The record is from RefSeq and is a predicted model, not a curated record. The coding region runs from base 26 to 862 and encodes 278 amino acids.
GAAGAGCAGGGACGGGGGCGGCGACAUGGUCAACACGCUCCUGGCAGAGCCCCGCACGAGGCGGAGCCGUCCCGCCCGCACCCCGAGCGCUCCCAGAGUCGCCUCGCCUUCCCUCCCCCCCACCCCUGUCGGGAUGGCUGCUGGAACGAGACUGCUUCACCUGCGCUGGAUCCUCGCCUUCUCUCUGGCAGCCGCCGGCGCGGCGGUUUCGGCGCUGGAGGUGCUGGAGGGCGGGUCCGUGAGCCUGUCCUGCCGCUACUCGGUGAAGCGGUACGGGCUGAGCCGCGUGUGCUGGGGCCGCAGCUGCGGCACGCUCUGGUGCGGCGACAUCAUCGCGCAGACCGACGGCGAAGGCGUCGUCUCCAAGGUGUCGGACAGGUACCGCGUGGUGGGCGACGUGCUCGCGGGACAGGUGGACCUGGUCAUCCCCAGGGUCAAGCAGGCGGACAAGGGGCCGUACUGCUGCAGAGUGGACAUCGACGGAUACUUCAACGACAAGAAGGUUUCCUACACCCUGAGGGUUGUGAAAGCUCCUGUGGUGACGACAGUGCCCGUGCCCAAAUGCGCCACCAGCCCCCAGACACCUGCCGUCACAGAAAGUGUGUGGGAGGAGGAGCAAUCAAAUGUCGACACUUCCAAGCUCAACUCCAGCCUGUCCAAGUCUGGAACUGUUGAGGAGAAGCCCAUCCCCAGCCUGUCCCUCCAGGUGAACAUCCCAGUGCUGUCCGUCUCCCUCGGCCUGCUUCUGGUGCUGCUGCUGGGCGCUCUGGCUGUCCUGGGGUUUAAACGUAGGGAAGAUCCACAGAAGGUUCUUGAAGAGGGGAAGCCUGUUAACAGUGGAGCCUCGACAUAUCAUCUAUGAAAUCCAGACGAGGAGGCCCGUGGUGGAGAAUAUCUACACCCUGGACUAGGGCCGCAUGGACAACCCCUGCUGAAGAUUCCAGCUAAGACCAGCUGGGAUUCUAAGCCAGUUUAAGGUAGUUUAAACUGAGUUUUUGACACUUCUAACUGGUCAUAGCAGGUCUGUAGCUGGUCAAAGCUUGUUAAACUGGUGGCGUAAGUGGGUGGUCAGACUGGUGGACAAGCUGACUAUAUACUGUAGGCUGAUCAGCUGGUGAACAGGUGGUUGACCAGCUGAAAAUGUAAAAAAAGAAAAAAAAAGCCCUUAUAAAAUAAGAAAUCUUAAGUCAGCUUGACCAGUUUAGGCUGGUCUAAACUGAAAUUCUCAGCAGGGACAGUGGCGAUCAGAGCUGGAGAUGACCAGGCCUUCCACGCCAUUCGCACGAUCACCCCCCUGGGGCAGUGUGUACGCGCUGUGGAUAUGCCUGACUGCUGGGAGCCAACCACAAAAGUAAAAAAGAUGACAUGGAGGAUAAUAACUGGUCCAAAUAUUACCUAAAUAACAGAGAUGUGGAUUUUAUUUUCAUAGCUAUACACAGUAUAUUGAAUGUGCAUUUAUAUCCUCAAGCCUUUGGAUUACAAUUAAAAUAUUUCUAACAGCAAAAUAUCUUUGCUAGGGUGUCGCUUUAGGGUUAGUUAUGCAGUUUUUAAAAAAAAAAUAUUUUUUAAAAAAACCUAUUGCAGCUUUAAUGUCUGUAUACUAAAUUAUCGUCAUAAACAGCAGGGUUUACAGUGUUCUAUAAUGAUUUAAAUCAGGAAGAAAACCUCUGAACUGAAGUUUCAUAUAGAAAGGCAUGAGGAUUAAAUUCAUUUAUUCAUGAAACUUCAGUUCAGAGGUUUCCUUUCUUUUAUUUUCUAAAUAAUUUUGCUGCCUUUGGUGUUAUUUAAAAAUAAAAAUGCCAGUUUUGUUAUUCCACCUUUUCCUGAUGGCUUUAUGUAAAAGAAAAACACCCACUUCCCAGCUUGAUUGUGCACACAAAAUUCACAACACACACUGAUUGGCUGAUUCACACCAGGUCCAACUCCAGUAAGAAGCAUAAUUUUACACUCUUUGGUUCCUGCCAACAAGCAGGUUUAUCCUUCAGUUUCACCCUCCAAGGAGAGACAAUUCCGUUCAAGACUUUAGCUUUAAUAUGUGCUUUCAUUUUUAUUACAUAUUACACAGUUGCAGACUUUCUGUUUUUCAGGAUAAAAAAAUUCAGAGAUCAGAGGUUUGUGUCAGAACUGGCCAUCUGCAUAUAUAUCUUUAUAAUGCCUUAAACUGUAAAUAGUGAUUUAGUUUUUGGUUCAUCUUGGUUUUUUUUUUUUUUUUUUUGGUGUGGAGGGGGGCAUAUGAACAAUUUUUUCAUUAAUGUAUCUGAUAUAGUUUAAUGAUUUGUCUAGUUUUUGACCCUAGCCAGCCCAACCAGGGGGAGGUGGAGAGCUUCUUUUUAAAACUGACUGUCCUAACUGAUUAAAUAUGGUUUUGGCUAUUAAUUUAGGAAAUGUACAGAUAUAUACUAGAAUUAUAUAUGGCUUUUUACUGGUUUGAUAUACAGCUCUUGCUUUUUAAUUACAUCCAAAGGAUAAACUCCAAAGGAUUUUAAUAAUGGCCUAGAUAUUGAGAUGCAUUAAAUCAUUUUUAUUAUUUGACAUUUGAGACUGGUUUUUACUUUACAACCAAUUGAUUAUAUUAUAAAAAAUAUUUCUUUUUAUUUAAGUGCAUCUGUCUUUGUGCCUGCUGCACAGUUUGGUUACAAUAAAAAUUUGAAUUACAA